Hibiscus syriacus is the source of this 756-nucleotide messenger RNA. RefSeq lists its product as uncharacterized. Gene Ontology annotation, molecular function: cysteine-type deubiquitinase activity. The transcript is spliced from 3 exons. The coding region runs from base 1 to 756 and encodes 251 amino acids. NCBI's taxonomy places the organism in Eukaryota, Viridiplantae, Streptophyta, Magnoliopsida, Malvales, Malvaceae. Gene Ontology annotation, biological process: protein deubiquitination. The record is from RefSeq and is a predicted model, not a curated record.
AUGGUGCAGUCCCCGAAGAUAGAUUUUUCCCUAGUGAUGAAUGGGCAGGAAGAAAGGGUAGAUGGCAUAAGGGUAACAACAAAUUUCUUGAUGGAAAGUAUCAUGCCAUCUGAAAACCAAAACAUUCAACUUAGAAGCUCCCAUGGCAAUGUGGAAGAGCAAGGUAGAUAUGUUGAUGGUGGCCCUGGGGACCGUGGUACAAAGACUUUAAGACAACUGCAAGCUGAGGAAGAUGAUGAAGAAAGGUUCCAAGCAGACCUUAAGAAGGCCGUUCACCAAAGCCUUGAAACAUACCAAGCACGACAGAGACAGCGCUUGUCUUCAAAUUCGAGACCAGUACAAAGGGUACCUUCGGAAGUAAACAACCAAGGUGUAUCCGCAAAUGAGAUCUCCUGUGAAGGUUUGAAUGAAACUGAUGUGUUUGGUACAGGUCUUCUGAGUGAAGUUGGUGAAUACAAUUAUUUUCUGAAUGUUAUUAUACAGUCUUUGUGGCACUUGAGGCAAUUUCGUGAUGAAUUCUUUUGGAGAUCAGCAUCAGAUCAUGCUCAUGUGGGAGAUCCAUGUGUUGUCUGUGCACUGUAUGAAAUUUUCACUGCCCUGACCAUUGCAUCCAGUGAUGCACGGAGAGAACCAGUUGCCCCUACAUCACUUAGAAUAGCCCUUAGCAACUUGUAUCCAGAUAGUAAUUUUUUCCAAGAGGUUGGUUCAGUUUUUGUCCCACAUCACUUUUCUAAUUGUUUGGCAGAAUACAUGUGA